UGUGGGGAAAAGUGAAACAAAAACACGGUGGUGAUAUCUGUUGUGAACAUCGAUACGUCCCGUUAUUUUGCAAGCUUUGAGGUGGAGGUGGACUCAUCUUAUAAUGCCUCCUGCCUUUAAUGGUAGUAACACUUAACACCCACCUUCCUUAUCGUACACAUCCCACACCCAAUCAAACCCCACCCCCUUCUCUUCCCUUCCUUCCGACACCACCUAAUUUCUAGGGUUUCUAACUCCCUCACCAUUUCCACUCAAUUUCCACUCAGAUCCACCACCAUUUUCUUCAUCUCACACCUCCAAUGGCGAAAACGAAGCCUGGAAAGAAGGAUUUGGAUUCCUACACUAUCAAAGGCACUAACAAAGUUGUUCGACCUGGAGACUGUGUGUUAAUGAGACCUUCCGACUCCGACAAGCCUCCAUACGUCGCUCGAGUGGAGAAACUGGAAGCCGAUCACCGAAACAACGUAAAAGUUAGGGUUAGAUGGUAUUACCGCCCAGAGGAAUCCUUGGGUGGUAGGAGACAGUUUCACGGAGUCAAAGAACUCUUUCUUUCGGAUCAUUACGAUAUGCAGAGUGCACACACUAUUGAAGGGAAGUGUAUAGUUCACUCGUUUAAGAACUAUACGAAGCUCGAUAAUGUUGGCACUGAGGAUUACUUCUGUCGGUUUGAGUACAAGGCUGCUACUGGUGGGUUCACCCCUGAUCGCGUUGCAGUGUACUGCAAAUGUGAAAUGCCUUACAACCCUGAUGACUUGAUGGUUCAAUGCGAAGGAUGCAAGGACUGGUUUCAUCCAAAUUGCAUGGGUAUGACAAUCGAAGAGGCGAAGAAGUUGGACCAGUUUUUGUGCUCAGACUGCUCAUCCGAUGACGAUGCGAAAAGACCACUGAGCUCGUUCCACGUAUCACCAUCAUCUGAUGUCAAGGUGGAGUCGAAGCGCAGAAAACGGUGAUCUGUGAAGGAGGUGAUCAUUUUGUUGAGUUAAAUUAGUUCUCCAGGCUUGUUUGUGGGGACAAUUGUAUAGCGCAAGAUGAGAGAGUUUGCUUGCACAAUUAAUAAGCUUUAUGUUAUCUAUUGUGUGAAAUAUAACUGUCUGUCUUUGCCUUGUUUAAGCUAGACUAGUGUUGUGAGACGUUGUUGCGAAAACCGUAGGAGAACAGAAGGUUAGAAUUAGUGCAGGAGUCUGUUGAGAACAUAUUAAGCUUGAGAUUAGAAUUGGAACUCUACUCAUGUCUUGCCUUUGCUAUUCUAUUCCUUUACUUAUCGGCUAUUUAUUUAA
This is a messenger RNA of Helianthus annuus (common sunflower), 1277 nucleotides long. Its product is annotated as chromatin remodeling protein EBS. The coding region runs from base 300 to 950 and encodes 216 amino acids. The record is from RefSeq and is a predicted model, not a curated record. Gene Ontology annotation, molecular function: chromatin binding. NCBI's taxonomy places the organism in Eukaryota, Viridiplantae, Streptophyta, Magnoliopsida, Asterales, Asteraceae. The transcript has 5 exons.